AUGUUGACCACUGACAGAUUUUUAGCUGAUAAUCUGAAAAGUGUAAGUUUUCCAAAUCCUCAAUCAUUCAAUGAUGGUCGGUCGUGUNUUGUCUACCGCGAUCAAACGUACAAUAUUCCGAUAGCCAUUUUCGUCCAAGAGUCUCAUCCUCACGUCGCUCCAAUGGUGUACGUUAGACCAACAUCCACUAUGGAAAUUACGCCCAGCUCCUUUGUGGAUAUAACUGGAUUAGUUAAGCUACCGUAUCUUUCUGACUGGAAGCAUGUAACGCCUGUAUACGAGAUAAGUGGACUAAAUAUACAGAAUUUGAAAAUGCAUUGA
Echinostoma caproni is the source of this 321-nucleotide messenger RNA. The record is from the annotation of a GenBank genome assembly. NCBI's taxonomy places the organism in Eukaryota, Metazoa, Platyhelminthes, Trematoda, Plagiorchiida, Echinostomatidae.